Messenger RNA from Anopheles marshallii, 2271 nucleotides. It is a transcript of the gene Cka, whose product is annotated as striatin. Bases 1 to 2271 code for a protein of 756 amino acids. Gene Ontology annotation, molecular function: protein binding. NCBI's taxonomy places the organism in Eukaryota, Metazoa, Arthropoda, Insecta, Diptera, Culicidae. The record is from RefSeq and is a predicted model, not a curated record. The transcript is spliced from 6 exons.
AUGAGAAUUAAUCGUAUCGAAGAUAGAAUGGAUGACAACAGUUCGCUCGGUCACCAGAACGGUGGCGGAAGUGCAGUUGGCCAGCUGGGAGGUAUUGGAGGCGGUGCGGGCAGCGGCCAGGGCGUUGGAACCGGCGGGCUUGGUGACAUGAGCAACAGUGGUGCCGGCAGCGGGCUGGUAGGCAAGGGAGGUGCGGCCGGCGGUGGUAUGUCCGGUGCCGGGAACUGCGACGAUCAGAACAACAAAACGCCGACCCAGUACUCGAUCCCCGGCAUACUGCACUUCAUCCAGCACGAGUGGGCACGGUUCGAGCUCGAGCGAUCGCAAUGGGACGUGGAUCGGGCAGAGCUGCAGGCAAAAAUUGCAGUGCUGGUGGGCGAACGGAAGGGUCAGGAAUCCCUCAAAUCCGAUCUGAUCCGGCGCAUUAAGAUGCUAGAGUAUGCACUGAAACAGGAACGUGCUAAAUUUCAUCGAUUAAAGUACGGCGUCGAUCCACCAAUGAACGAUAUCAAACCACCAACGGAUGAGCCGGGUAUUGGAACAGAAGUAGCUCCCGAUCCGGAGGUACCGUACAGUUCCGUGUCGAACAUAACCUGGCGGCAGGGUAGACAGCUGUUGCGUCAGUAUUUGCAGGAGAUUGGCUAUACCGAUACAAUACUAGAUAUACGCUCGAACCGGGUGCGCUCGCUGCUAGGGUUGAACAAUAACAGCGAGCAGGAGGAAAACGUCAAUCCGAACGUAAACGGCGGGACGGAAUCGAACAAGCGGGCCAGCGAAUCGCAAGGACGCCGAACGCCGGCUAAAAAACCAUCCUCUGUAACUGAAGCGAUGAUACUGGACUCGGAGGCGGCGGUCAUCGCGAACUUUGAGUUCCUGGCCCGGGAGGACGUGGAGAUGUCGGACGACGAUGAUGUGUCGGACGAGAUAGACCUCGUCGUCGGGGACAGUGACGAUACGGACAUGAAAACGACCAAACGGAAAGCCAAAGGAAACACUUUGAAUGACGAUAUGGACGCAGAAGCGGAUGAAGUAAUCAAUGAGUUGAAUCCAUUAACAGAAGGUGAGGAUGUUAUUAUGGAGGACAGUAACAAAAUCGGGGUCGCCGGAGAUGAUCUUUAUGUUGGAUAUAAUAAAACUGGAAUGCCACGCCAUCCGACGAUACCGGGCAUAGGCAACGAUGAGGAGGUGGAUUCGUCACUCGGUGAGCUGGCUCAGCUGACGGUAAACAACGAGACGGAGUCGGCGUACGAUGUGUCCAACUCGAAGGAGCCAUACCGCAAGACGUGGAACGCCAAGUACACGCUCCGUUCGCACUUUGACGGUGUGCGGGCAUUGGCUUUCCACCCACAGGAACCGGUCCUGAUAACUGCCUCUGAGGACCACACGCUGAAGCUGUGGAAUCUACAGAAAACUGUGCCAGCGAAAAAGUCUGCUAGUCUCGACGUGGAACCCCUGUACACGUUCCGCUCGCAUAACGGACCGGUGCUGUGUCUCGCAAUGUCAGCGACCGGCGAGCAGUGCUAUUCGGGUGGGCUAGACGGUGCGAUCAACUGCUGGAAUCUGCCGAGCUCCAACAUCGAUCCGUACGAUAGCUACGAUCCAGAGGUGAUGCGUUGCACAAUCGAUGGACACACGGAUGCCGUCUGGGGGUUGGCCGUGAAUCAUGCGAAGAACACGCUCGUGUCCUGUUCGGCGGACGGUACCGUCAAGCUGUGGUCACCGUCGGGUAAGAUCCCCACCAACAGUACCACCUUCACGUCCGAAACGGAGGGUAUACCGACGUCGGUGGACUUUGUGAAGGAUCAGAUCGAUCGUAUCGUGGUCGCGUACAGCAGCACACACUGCAUCAUCUACGAUACCGAGACGGGCAAGCAGGUGGUGAAACUAGAGGCCAGCCAGGAGAUGACCGGCAAUCUCGGCAAACACAUCAACAAGGUGAUCAGCCAUCCGACGCUGCCGGUCACCAUAACGGCGCACGAGGAUCGUCACAUCCGGUUCUGGGACAAUGGUACCGGAUCGCUAGUGCACUCGAUGGUGGCCCAUCUCGACGCGGUCACCAGUUUGGCGAUCGAUGCGCACGGACUGUACCUGCUAUCCGGUUCGCACGAUUGCUCGAUCCGACUCUGGCACAUGGACAACAAAACGUGCGUACAGGAAAUUACGGCGCAUCGGAAAAAGUUCGACGAAAGCAUACUGGACGUCGCCUUUCAUCCCUCGAAACCGUUCAUUGCCAGUGCCGGCGCUGACGCCAUAGCGAAGGUGUUCGUUUAA